AAUUAAUAGUUUAAAGUGUAGACUACAAUACACCUAACAGAUCCCAUCAUUCAUUGAAUCCACCAUGGAUUCCGGCCGAUUCACCAUCGCAUUCCUCCUCUUCCUCCUCUCACUCACCAACCCCAUCCUAUCGGAACGGUUAAUCCGGUUACCACAACGACCACCAGUCUAUUCCGACAUCCUCCGUUACCGUAACACCGAUGAAUCGUUCUGUGAAAGCUGGAAAUACUCCAUCGAAGCUAACGAUGCUGGAGUCUGGUAUGUUGUUCCCGAAAAGUGCGUUGACUUCGUUGAAAACUACAUGAAUGGAGACCGGUACCGGUCGGACUCAGAGGUUAUAGCUGAGUACGCAUUGGAGUAUGCGAAAACGGUUAAUGUAUCUGGUGAUGGUAAAGAUGCUUGGGUUUUUGAUAUUGAUGAGACUUUGUUAUCCAAUCUGCCGUAUUAUGUGAAUCAUGGCUACGGAUCAGAGGUCUUUGACGAGAAGUCGUUUGAUGAGUGGGUAGACUCAGCAGAGGCUCCUGCUUUACCAGCAAGUUUCAGAUUAUACACAGAGCUUCAACAGCUCGGGUUCAAGAUUUUCUUAUUAACGGGCCGAAGCGAAUUUCAAAGAGAAUGCACUGACAAAAAUCUCCAAUUUGCUGGAUACACCAACUAUGAAAAGCUUUUCCUAAGGGGAGAUUCAGAUUUAGGUAAACUGGCUACUUUGUACAAAUCUGAAAAGAGGCAAGAGUUAAAAGACGAAGGUUAUCGAGUACGUGGAAGCUCGGGAGACCAGUGGAGCGAUUUGUUUGGUUUUGCAACAGCCGACAGAUCUUUCAAACUUCCAAAUCCAUUGUAUUACAUCCCCUGAUUCACUAAAAAACCAACCGAAUUUCGUAAUUGAUUUCUUUUUCAACCCACGUUUGCCUGCUGUAUAAGUGGGUAUUUGAUUGUAUUUCUUCGGUUGUUUUGACUUAUUUACUUAUUUAACGCGUGGAUUCCCGUUGUGACGGGUUAAAGGAGAAAAACAUAAAAUGUCCAUCUUCUUCAAGUUUU
Molecule: messenger RNA, 1038 nt
Organism: Helianthus annuus (common sunflower)
Lineage: Eukaryota; Viridiplantae; Streptophyta; Magnoliopsida; Asterales; Asteraceae
Product: acid phosphatase 1
Exons: 3
Coding region: 65-853 (262 amino acids)
Molecular function (GO): acid phosphatase activity
Source: RefSeq, a predicted model, not a curated record